Messenger RNA from Phaeoacremonium minimum UCRPA7, 3471 nucleotides. Its product is annotated as putative dna-directed rna polymerase iii subunit rpc2 protein. The record is from RefSeq and is a predicted model, not a curated record. Lineage: Eukaryota; Fungi; Ascomycota; Sordariomycetes; Togniniales; Togniniaceae. Gene Ontology annotation, cellular component: RNA polymerase III complex. The transcript is spliced from 3 exons. Gene Ontology annotation, molecular function: DNA binding; ribonucleoside binding; DNA-directed RNA polymerase activity. Bases 1 to 3471 code for a protein of 1156 amino acids. Gene Ontology annotation, biological process: DNA-templated transcription.
AUGCCGAUGAUGGACGACGGUUUCGAGGCUCUCUUAGAGCCCUUCUACAAUGGCAAGGCAUUGACAGACCCCAUCUCCACCAAGGACGACAAGUACCAGCUUCUCCCUGCGUUCUUGAAAGUAAAGGGUCUCGUCAAACAGCACAUCGACUCCUACAAUUUCUUCGUAGAUCACGAGAUCAAGGAGAUUGUCAAGGCGAACCGAACAAUCCGAAGCGAUGUCGACAAAAACUUCUUCCUCGAGUUCACAGACAUUCGUGUCGAGCGGCCGACCCGGGCAGACUUCAGCGACGUUAAGGCCCACAACGACGUCACACCCAUGGAAUGUCGCCUGCGAGACAUGACCUACGCUGCUCCGAUGGUCGUCGACAUUGCAUUCAUGCGAGACAGGAAGAAGGUCAUCCGCCGGAAUAUUAUUCUUGGACGGAUACCUGUCAUGCUUAAGAGCUCAAAAUGCUGUCUGCACGGGGCCUCCAACUCAGAGAUGGAGGUAAUGAACGAAUGCCCCCUUGACCCGGGCGGUUACUUCAUCAUCAACGGGACGGAGAAGGUCAUUCUCAUUCAGGAGCAGCUGAGCAAGAACCGUGUCAUUGUGGAGGCCGACGAAAAGAACAAUAUCAUCUCUGCGUCCGUCACCAGUUCGACACACGAGAGAAAGUCCAAGACAUAUGUCACACUAAAGAAGGAUCGCAUAGCGCUACAGCACAACGUACUAGUGGAGAACAUACCCAUUAUCAUCGUUCUUAAGGCCCUCGGCGGAUUGUCUGAUUAUGAGAUCAUGCAACUUGCCGCCGGCUCCGAUGGACGCUACCAGGAUGAUUUUGUGGUAAACUUCGACGAAGCGACCAAAGCCGGUGUAUUCACCCAGCAACAAGCACUUGAGUACAUCGGUGCUCGUGUGAAGAUGGGCACACGAAACAAACCACAGGCCGGUAUGCAAGCUAGGAGGAACAAUGUGGAAGAAGGCCUUGACGCAUUGGCAAAUAUCAUUAUCGCCCACGUUCCUAUCGAAGGACUAGACUUUUAUCCCAAAGCUAUCUAUGUCGCAAUGAUGGUCCGCCGAGUUUUGAUGGCGGCACAUGACCCAAAAUUGGUCGAUGAUCGUGAUUUCGUCGGAAACAAGAGACUUGAGUUGGCUGGCCAGCUUCUGUCACUCCUUUUUGAGGAUCUGUUCAAGAAGUUUCUCGUCGACCUUCGUAUGAACAUCGACAAGUUUUUCAAGAAACCCAACAAGGCGGUCGCCUUUGAUCCCCUGAACUCUAUCAGCGCAUCAGGCGGGCACAUCUCGGCCGGUAUGAACCGUGCGAUCCAGACUGGAAAUUGGAGUGUGAAGCGAUUCAAUAUGAACAGAGCUGGUGUCACCCACGUCUUGAGUCGAUUGAGUUAUAUCAGUGCCCUCGGCAUGAUGACUCGUAUCAGCAGUCAAUUCGAGAAGACCCGAAAAGUCAGUGGUCCAAGAGCUUUGCAACCUUCGCAAUGGGGCAUGUUGUGUCCCUCCGAUACCCCUGAAGGAGAGGCUUGUGGUUUGGUGAAGAACUUGGCAUUAAUGACGCAUAUCACUACUCAUGUCGAUGAGGAGCCAGUAAAGAGAUGGAUCUUCAGUCUUGACUCUAGUGUUGAGCCUCUGAGAAAUUUCUCUGGUUCAGAAAUGCACAAGGAGGGCUGUUUCAUGAUCAACGUCAACGGUACACCAUUUGCAAUGACUCGACACCCAAAGCGUUUCUGUGGUAAAUUCAGGACAAUGCGACGUCGAGGUUGGAUAUCGCCGUUUGUCAGCAUCAAUGUCAACACCCACUUCAACCAAGUACAUAUCGCUACGGACGAGGGUCGUAUUUGCCGACCCUACAUCAUCGUCAAGAACGGAGCUUCAAAACUCAAACCCGAGCAUCUGAGAUUAUUACAGAUGGGCAAAGCCACAUUUGAUGACUUCCUAAGGAAUGGUGUCGUGGAAUACCUCGAUGUCAACGAAGAAAACGAUGCCCUUGUUGCUUUAUAUGAGAACGAGAUUACUCAGAGUACGACACACGUCGAGAUUGAGCCCUUUACCAUUCUUGGAGCAGUGGCUGGACUUAUUCCCUUCCCUCAUCACAAUCAGUCACCGCGAAACACAUACCAAUGUGCUAUGGGUAAACAAGCCAUUGGUGCUAUUGCCUACAAUCAAUUCAAUAGAAUUGACACACUCCUAUAUACCCUAGUCUACCCUCAAAGGCCUAUGGUCAUCACAAAGACCAUCGAGCUUGUGCAUUACGACAAACUUCCGGCUGGCCAAAAUGCAACCGUUGUCGUCAUGUCCUUCUCCGGAUACGAUAUUGAAGAUGCCUUGGUUCUGAACAAGGCGUCAUGCGAUAGAGGAUUUGGCCGCUGUCAAGUCUUCCGAAAAUACACUGCAGAAAUGCAAAGAUACCCCAAUGGACGCGCAGAGCGCAUCGGGCCUCCCGAGAUCGAUCCCAAGACUAACACGCGAGUUCAAAAGCACGGGUGUCUGGACGCAGACGGUCUUGCGAAUGUGGGCUGGAAGGUCCAUUCUGGGGAGGUCAUGAUCAAGAAGGAGACUCCGAUAGACUGCGGCACAACAGGUAUCGGUUCUGACAGAGGACCAAAUGACUUCCGCGAUUCGUCUAUUCUUUAUCGCAUACCUGAUCCUGCCUAUAUUGACAAGGUCAUGGUAUCCCAGACUGAGAAGGAGACUUUAAUUGUCAAGGUCCAGACGAGGCAGACUCGCCGUCCAGAACUUGGUGAUAAGUUCUCAUCCCGUCACGGCCAAAAGGGUGUGGUUGGUAUCAUAGUUGACCAGGAGGAUAUGCCCUUCUCCGACACGGGCCUCGUUCCUGACAUUAUCAUGAACCCUCAUGGUUUCCCUUCUCGUAUGACAGUCGGCAAGUUGCUGGAAUGCUUAACCGGCAAAGCGUCGAUUGUCCAUGGCCGAAAGAAAUACGGCUAUGGAGACGCAUUCCGCUCCCAUCCAGUUGAAGACAUGGCCAAAGUCCUUGUCGAACACGGCUUCUCCUGGGAAGGCAAGGACUACUUCACCUCUGGUAUUACUGGAGAACCUCUAGAAGCCUACAUCUUCAACGGUCCGAUCUACUACCAGCGCCUGAAGCACAUGGUGCAAGACAAAAUGCACUCUCGAUCUCGUGGUCCUCGCGCCAUCCUGACAAGACAGCCGACGGAAGGUCGAUCUCGAGAUGGUGGUCUGCGUCUAGGAGAGAUGGAGCGUGAUUGCUUGAUUGCAUACGGCGCCUCCCAGCUGCUCCUGGAGCGUCUCAUGACGAGCUCUGAUGGAGUCAACAUCGACAUCUGCCAGCGUUGCGGUCUCUUCGGCUACAAAGGCUUCUGCCAGACGUGCAAGAGCACAAGGGAGGUCACGCAGAUGACCAUGCCGUAUGCUGCGAAGCUACUAGUCCAGGAGCUGAUCAGUAUGAAUGUUGGCGUGAGGUUGCAGAUGGAGGACGAGUUCCCUCAUCCGAGGUAG